Trichoderma citrinoviride is the source of this 1050-nucleotide messenger RNA. RefSeq lists its product as hypothetical. Gene Ontology annotation, cellular component: cytoplasmic ubiquitin ligase complex; cytosol. Gene Ontology annotation, biological process: nucleophagy; autophagosome assembly; autophagy of mitochondrion. The record is from RefSeq and is a predicted model, not a curated record. Gene Ontology annotation, molecular function: Atg8-family ligase activity. Bases 1 to 1050 code for a protein of 349 amino acids. The transcript has 3 exons. NCBI's taxonomy places the organism in Eukaryota, Fungi, Ascomycota, Sordariomycetes, Hypocreales, Hypocreaceae.
AUGAACUACCUCUACUCAACAGUCAACACCCUCCGGGACCGCUACACCCCCGUCACGCACACCUCCACCUUCCGCACCACCGGCCAAAUCACCCCCGAGGAGUUCGUCGCCGCGGGCGACUACCUCGUCUACAAGUUCCCGACCUGGUCCUGGAGCGACGCCGACUCCGAGUCCCUGCGCGCCAGCUACCUGCCGCCCGGCAAGCAGUUCCUCGUCACCCGCAACGUGCCCUGCCACCGCCGCCUCAACGACGACUUCGCCGGCGACGCCGCCCACGAGGAGUCCAUCAUCCACGAGGGCGACGACUUCAAGGACAAGGCGGCUGCCGACUCAGCCGAUGACGACGGCUGGCUGCGCACCGGCGGGCUGGCGAGCUCCCAGCCGCUCAAGGCGCGCGAGGUUAAGACCGUCGACGACUCGGGCAACGUGGGCGACGACGACUUGUACGGGCUAGACGAUGACAUUCCGGAUAUGGAGGACGAGGAGGAGGACGAUGCCGUGCUUCGCAUCGAGCCUGGUAACACAGCUCGACGAACCUACAACCUCUACAUCAUGUACACGCCCUACUACCGAACGCCGCGCCUCUACCUCUCCGGCUACCAAGCCAACGGCCACCCUCUCCCUCCGAUGAAGAUGAUGGAGGACAUUGUUGGCGAUUACAAGGACAAGACGGUCACGCUCGAGGAAUUCCCCUUCUUCUCCAGCCGCGUCCGCAUGGCCAGCGUGCACCCGUGCAAGCACGCGCCCGUCAUGAAGUCGCUGUUGGACCGCGCCGACGCCGCACUGCGCCUCCGCAGGGAGAAGCUCAAGGCGAGCAAGAGGCAGUCCGCGGACGGUAAAGACGUCGAGGGCCUGGCCGAGGAGCUGGGCAACCUCGACGUCAAGGGCGCUCACGAGGCCGCCGACAAGGACGAGUGGGAGGAGGUGCAGGAGAACGAGGUGGACGACCAAGAGGUUGCCAUCCGAGUAGACCAGUAUUUGGUCGUCUUUCUCAAGUUCAUGGCCAGCGUCACCCCGGGCAUCGAGCACGAUUUCACCAUGGGAGUCUAA